AUGCCUCGACCUGGAAAGAAUUCUUACGAUGAGCAGAAACCGCCAUACUCCUACAUCUGGCUCACCUAUAUGGCCAUCCAAUCGAGUGAGGAGAAGAUGUUGCCCCUCACCGACAUCUACAAGUUCAUCAUGGACAAAUUCCCGUUUUAUCGCAAGAAUACGCAGAGAUGGCAAAACUCGUUACGACACAACUUGUCUUUCAAUGACUGUUUUAUCAAGAUUCCGCGACGCGCCGAUCGCCCAGGAAAGGGCUCCUACUGGGCCGUCCACCCAAACGCGCUGGGGAUGUUCGAGAAUGGGAGCUGUUUGAGGAGACGGAAAAGGUUUAAGGCGAUGGGGACGGAUAGUGACGAGCCGCCGAUUAAACAACUAAUACCACCGUGGUUUGCCCGGAAAAUGCCGCAGCAACUCCUCCCCAACGUCCCGUACAUCCACAGUAACCCACCGCAAGAUACACCUUUCGACUUAUCGACCAACAGCGAGAAUGAGGCCUCCGACACGUCGCUUCGUUCAUUAUUGGAUUCGGUCGGGUCUCAGGAUCUGAAGAAUAGCGACGAAUCGGAUCGAUCUACCACGUCUCCCCCUACAACAUUCGAUAUCUGUUCCCUCCUGCAACUGCCAUCCCUCGAAGCCCUCCUCGGCCUCCCCCAGCUCGAAGCUACCGUAUCUCCCACAAUCGCCUCGAGACCCCCAUCAGCCGGAGGGCCGAUAAAGGCCCGAAAAUCCCAUGGAAAGAAGAAGGGAUUCUCGAUUGACAGUCUUCUUGCU
Mesorhabditis spiculigera is the source of this 768-nucleotide messenger RNA. NCBI's taxonomy places the organism in Eukaryota, Metazoa, Nematoda, Chromadorea, Rhabditida, Rhabditidae. The record is from the annotation of a GenBank genome assembly.